Messenger RNA from Daucus carota subsp. sativus, 1012 nucleotides. RefSeq lists its product as uncharacterized. Lineage: Eukaryota; Viridiplantae; Streptophyta; Magnoliopsida; Apiales; Apiaceae. The record is from RefSeq and is a predicted model, not a curated record. The transcript is spliced from 6 exons. The coding region runs from base 1 to 915 and encodes 304 amino acids.
AUGAAGAUUGUGUUUGAGUGUGUAUACGCUGCAAAUGACAAUUGCACACUGGAUCGACUGAAAGAGUUGAGCAACACACGCAGAGAAGUAGAGGAAUUUAUAAAUGACGGAAGCAUUAUUGCAAAGGCUAUUGCAAGGGAAAAGUUCGGAGGGUCGAGUUCACAUUUGGAACAGGGAAUCCAGAAGUUAGAGAAGUACUUGCCUUUAUUGGAAAAUUUAAUUCAUCAUAGUGGAAAGGAGUGGCGGUAUCAGUGGGCAUCGAGGCUAAAGAUACAGUGGAGUAGUGCUCUUAGUGCUUCGUCUCUAUUCAGUUGUAAGGGUCACAAGUUUUUUCAAUCAAAUAGUUUGCUGUAUGAGCUCACUAUGAUGCGUUUCCUCUAUGGCGCUAUGCUACGUGAACAGGCGAGAGAAGUUCUGUCAAAAGACCUAGUACAAUCUACCACACUAUUUAGAAAAGCUGCUGGAAUUUAUCAUUCGUUGGCCACUAAGGUUGUGUCCGAAUACGAAGCUACGUUGAUUACAGAAGAAAGACCUCCUGAAGCAACAUCAAAUGUGUGUUCUGUUUUGAGCCUUGUAUGUUUGGCUGAAGCACAGGCUGUAACUAUCAGAAAGGCUGAAGAAAAAGGAAAUACGGAAAGUCUUCUGGCGAAGCUGCAUUAUGGAAUUGUACAGAUGCUGGAUGAAGCCAUUAUUAUUUUACAUAGAGCAAACAAGGACAGGAAAGAUGUAUCAACUAGCUUUCUAGAAUUUGUGUCAACUUGCAAAGCUUUCCAUGAGUUGAAAAGUUACAAGCACUUUGCAGACAGUCUAAAGACAGAUUCUGACAGUCAGAUUGGUAAUGCAAUUGGAGUUCUUCAACAUGCUCAAAAUACUAUACAGAAGAAUAAGCAAGGAGUCAUGGCGAUCAGUUAUUAAGCAUGAGCUUGAAACUGUAUCUGCACUGAUUCGUAAGUAUGAACAUGAAAACAACUUUAUCUGGAACAAAAAGAUCCCACUAUUCUUAUUAUAUAUA